Messenger RNA from Culicoides brevitarsis, 351 nucleotides. RefSeq names its product nanos homolog 1-like. Gene Ontology annotation, molecular function: mRNA binding; zinc ion binding. Lineage: Eukaryota; Metazoa; Arthropoda; Insecta; Diptera; Ceratopogonidae. Gene Ontology annotation, biological process: oogenesis; negative regulation of translation. The coding region runs from base 1 to 351 and encodes 116 amino acids. The transcript is spliced from 3 exons. The record is from RefSeq and is a predicted model, not a curated record. Gene Ontology annotation, cellular component: perinuclear region of cytoplasm.
AUGUUUUAUUCUCAAAUCCCGCAAUGGACUCUCUUGGGAACUUCCAAGGAGGACUUCGAAAAGGCUAAAAUUGAUGUUCUUUUGAACCUUAGUCAUCUUUGGGCUGAGCCCACAGCACCGCAGCAAAAGCUUCCUAUCGAGAGGAAGCGGAGCAAGAAUCAGGACAUUAUGUGUCGAUUCUGCAAAAAUAAUGGACGUCCUCAGCGAGAGUUCAAGUCCCACGAUAACAAGAGCUGCCCGGUGCUGAAUGCCUACAAAUGUCCAACUUGCGGGAAAAAUGGUCACACGGUUCGCUACUGCCCAGAGAAGAAAAUCAUCACUCCAGAGGAUCUGGCUGGUUUGGUAAAUUAA